Molecule: messenger RNA, 1862 nt
Organism: Psammomys obesus (fat sand rat)
Lineage: Eukaryota; Metazoa; Chordata; Mammalia; Rodentia; Muridae
Gene: Cd27
Product: CD27 molecule
Exons: 8
Coding region: 455-1447 (330 amino acids)
Biological process (GO): positive regulation of B cell differentiation; negative regulation of apoptotic process; positive regulation of T cell differentiation
Cellular component (GO): external side of plasma membrane
Molecular function (GO): protein binding; transmembrane signaling receptor activity
Source: RefSeq, a predicted model, not a curated record
GACAGGGACCCUGCUCCCUGCAGCAAGAGGACGGGACCCAGGGCUGGGCCUCCAAAGACUUACGGUGACCCAGGGAUAGGAAGACAUCGGUCACAACAGCGGGGCCACAGACAGCCCCUCCUGUCAUAGGAGACCGGCCACCAAAACCUGACCGCACGUUCCUCCGGUUAAAAGCCAGGAAGCACUUUUAACACGCCAAGCAGAGAGAGCGAGAGCUGUCACUGUGCCGAAGGUAGGAAAGAGCACUGGCACAGCCGCUUUGGGAGGCAACUUACCAGAGCCUGUUCAGGAGAGGUGCUCGGCCUGAGACUCGGCAGGACCUGUGGCCAGUUCAGCUUUCACUGCAGACACACUCCUGAGUGUACAGGAAACUCGGUGUCUCUAUGGAACACACCGUGUGCGGCCGUGAAAGGUCGGGAGAAGCCUCAGCGUUCGUGAAUUUGCGACCCCUCAGAUGCCUCUGUACAGUGUUGGUAAGGCGGCACUCACGUGUAACCCAACACUUGGGAAGUGGAGAGGUUUAGUCCAUUAUCAUGGUGGAAAGCAUGGCAGUGUGCAAGCAGACAUGGUGCUGGAGAAGGAGCUGAGCGUUCUACGUCUUGAUCCGCAGGCAGUGGCUGGAGACUGUGUGCCACACUGGGCAUGGCUUGAGUAUAGCUCAGGAGCCAUGGCGUGGCCACCUCCCUACUGGCUGUGCAUGCUGGGGACCUUGGUGAGGCUCUCAGCUGCCCCAGCCUCCAAGAGCUGUCCAGACAGACACUACCGGACUCGGGGUGGACUGUGUUGCCAGAUGUGUGAACCAGGUACAUUCUUUGUGAAGGACUGUAGCCAGGACAGAACAGCGGCUCAGUGUGAUCCCUGUAUCCCGGGCAUCUCCUUCUCCCCAGGCUACCACACCCGGCCACACUGCGAGAGCUGCAGACACUGUAACUCUGGCCUUCUCACUCAAAACUGCACAGUCACAGCCAAUGCCAAGUGCACCUGCUCCAAGGGCUGGAAUUGCCGGGACCAGGAGUGUACAGACUGUGAUCCAGCAGGCCUCACGCUGACCAGACAGCCAUCUGAGGCCUCCAACCCACACCCGCCACCCACCCACUCAUCUUCUGCCACACAGAUGCCAGAGGAGGCCGGGACCAGCUGGCCUCUACACAGUGCAGCUGACUUCAGGCAGCUCCCUGACUCAACUGUCCAUACCCACUUGCCAUCCCGAAGACCUCUGUGCAGCUCAGACUGUAUCCGGGUCUUUAUGACCUUCUCCAGCAUGUUUCUGGUCUUAAUUCUGGGUGGAAUCUUGUUCUUCCAUCAAAGAAGAAAUCAUGGACCAAACGAAGACAGCCGGGCAGAGCCUGAAGAGCUCUGUCCUUACCGCUGCCCCAGGGAGGAGGAAGGCAGUGCUGUCCCCAUUCAGGAAGACUACCGGAAACCGGAGCCUGCUUCCUACCCUUGAACCCUUGAGUGGAACGGUGGGGUGCCAUCCAGGGAGAUCUGGGUGGUGGUCCGCUCCCCUGCCAUCAUCAUCAGAGCCCUUCUCUGUGUGCAUGCGACAAACUGCCCUUCUGAGGCUGCUAUUGACAAGAACAGAAUCCCCGGUGUGUGGUUCAGCAAGUUCGGAGAGGCUCAGGCUCUAGCUGUAAAACACACUAUAAAUGAGCAAAACUACCACCAAAGGGCUCAAGAUGGCUCAGCAGUGAGUGCAGCACCUGUUGUACUUCCAGAGGACGAGGGUUCGAGUCCCAGCACUGUCAGAUGGAUCAAAACCACCUGUAACUCCAGUUUCAGGGGAUCUGACACCUUUGACCUCCUCUGGCACCCAUAGACACAUGACAUACACUCACCCAGACACACAUACAUAUGAUUUAAAA